AUGUCAGGCAGGAGGUCACCUUCAGGGGCAGGGACAGGGGUUGAAUCUGUUGCGCAAGGCUCAGAAUACGAGGAGGAGCACACACAGGAGACAGGUAAGAUCCCGUCUCUCCAGGAGAUAGAGGAGGCUCUUCACUCAGCCCCGCACUCCUGUCACCAUGGAGAUGAAGUGUGGCCGAACCUCUUUCUGGGAGACAUGUCUAUGUCCCACGACAAGUUCGGGCUCUGGCAGCUGGGCAUCACCCACGUGCUGAACGCUGCUCAUGGCAAACUCUGUUGUAAAGGUAGCGAUGAUUUUUACGGAACUACCGUGAAAUAUCUCGGAGUCCCCGCCAACGACCUGCCAACGUUUGACCUAUCGCCUUUUUUCCACCCUGCAUCCGAGUUCAUUCACCAGGCUUUGACCUCAGGAGGGAAGGUUUUAGUGCACUGUGCUGUGGGUGUGAGCCGCUCAGCUGCACUGGUCCUCGCCUACCUGAUGAUCCACCAUCACUUCAGUCUUAUGUCCUCCAUACGCUGUGUGCAACAGAAGCGCUGGAUUUUCCCUAACAGAGGAUUCCUACAACAACUUAGAGCACUUGACCGGACACUUAAGGAACAGGGCCUAGACUCGGGAGCUGUGUGGGUGUCUGCUGAAGCUUGUACUCUGCGCGCAGUCGGAAUGUCAGGGAGCAAGCAGCCACAGGACGUUGCGCUCAUCAAACAACUGGAGCUCAUCUUGGAUUCCUGCUCCCCGGAUCUCACAGCAGUGGAUGAAGUCUGGCCCAACCUUUACAUAGGAAAUGUGGCUGUUGCACAGAAUAGAAAGAAAUUACAUAAAUUAGGCAUCACCCAUGUUUUGAAUGCAGCGCACUCCAAGCAGGGCAGCAUCGGCAGCCAGAGUUUUUAUGGGGACACAUGUGUUUACUUUGGCAUCCCAGCAGAGGAUUCCGACCACUUCGACAUGAGUCAGUGCUUCAAACCAGCAGCUGACUUCAUACAUAAAGGCCUGAAGAAUAAAGAUGGAAAAGUGCUAGUGCACUGCAUCAUGGGGGUGAGUCGAUCGGCCACUUUGGUCGUGGCCUACCUCAUGCUAAAGCAGCGUCUGUCUCUGAGAGAUGCCUUGAAGCACAUUGUCCAAAAACGACCAAUUUACCCCAACCGGAACUUUCUGUCUCUCCUUCUCAAGUUGGAUGAGCAGCUGGCACGAAAAAGGAGUUUGUGCCCUCUUCUCUGA
Menidia menidia (Atlantic silverside) is the source of this 1215-nucleotide messenger RNA. NCBI's taxonomy places the organism in Eukaryota, Metazoa, Chordata, Actinopteri, Atheriniformes, Atherinopsidae. The record is from the annotation of a GenBank genome assembly.